UCAAAGGACUCUGUGUAUGUAGCACGGGACAUGGGUCGUUAAGAAAGAAAAGAUGGUUGCUUUGCCAUCGGAUUGGGCUUUGAAGAUCGGGUGCGAGGACGAUGGUUUUUUAAGGGCGAGAGAGGACACGCUAUGUGGACCGCUGGAUUAUGAUAACGGGUGGCAGGGAGGGGUGAUAGGUGUGGAUUUGAACAAGAAGCAGAGUCACAACGCGAAUGAGAGGGAGAGGAGGAAGAGGCUCAACACCGCCUUCUCCAACCUCCGAUUCUUGUUGCCGGAUUCUUCCAUCUCUAAGAGAAAAUGGAGUAUACCCACCACAGUAUCAAAAGCCGUAGAUUACAUACCAGAGCUCCAGAGAGAGGUUGAUGAUCUUUUGAAAAGGAGAGAAAAACUCCAUGCAAGCGUUUCAACGCACCACGAAAGAACUCAUCCUCUCACUUCUUGUCUCCCUACAGUCACUGUCAUCAGAGUUGAUCAACUGGAGAUCACAACCCAAAUAUGCCUUUCCAAAGCUUAUAGCCUUCCGUUCUCAACUCUUGUUGCAAGGUUGGAAGGAGAAGGCUUGCAUGUAACAAGUGGUUCCACGUCUGCCAUUUGUGGGAACAGAGUGUGCUACAAUCUCCAUCUUCAGAUGCAGAAAGGGUUCGCCACGGUGGACGAUGCAUUUCUCAGGGAGAAUAUAAUACAACUAUGUCAGCUGUCUGCAGUGUUUAGUCCAAGGCAGCAUAGGAAACCAGAGAAGCAAGUCCUCCAUCAGCAUCUCUUCACAGAGGUUCGAGCUCUAUCUCUGCCAUCUCUCAGAGCUUGCGGUUCGCAGAUAGCCCUUCGUCCGCCAUCUCUGAAACAAGUUCGAGCUCUCUCACUCAAACUUGGUCAUGCUUUUUGUAGCAGUCCCAAUUGUAAAUUGUGAAUUUUGUCAAAAGCCCUAAAUUUCACUGGACUGGUGUUAUGAUUUUUCUUACCAUUUGAGUUAUUGUUAUGAUUUUUUCUUAUCAUUUUGUUCGUUUGUGGAGAUACCAGGGAUUUGGUGUUAGUUUUAUGUGGUGGAAGCUGUAG
Molecule: messenger RNA, 1056 nt
Organism: Amborella trichopoda
Lineage: Eukaryota; Viridiplantae; Streptophyta; Magnoliopsida; Amborellales; Amborellaceae
Product: protein IRON-RELATED TRANSCRIPTION FACTOR 2
Biological process (GO): regulation of transcription by RNA polymerase II
Cellular component (GO): RNA polymerase II transcription regulator complex
Molecular function (GO): protein dimerization activity; RNA polymerase II transcription regulatory region sequence-specific DNA binding; DNA-binding transcription factor activity, RNA polymerase II-specific
Source: RefSeq, a predicted model, not a curated record